UUUCAAAGCCCGAAUGUGUUUAGUGCGGACAGACGGACGGGCAGAGGGACAUCAGGACAGAGCCACGAGCAGGAAUUCCAGUCCCUCAGCACAGAGGACACGAGACAGAGCCGAGCACAUCUCCCCGGAGCCUGUCCUCACCCCCAGGGACACUUUAGUCUCCAGCAAACAGGACAUCAAGACUUUCGGAUUUAUUACACACCUUUCUUGGUGACACAAAGAGAAUUCCUCAAGGACACAUUUUGUGAGAGUGGCAGACAUUUGAACUGGCUCGGAGUUGCGCACGGCUCCGAAUUUCCGGAUUCUUCCUUUAAUUACGGGUUGUUUCGGGUUUUCCCUGAAAUCCGCGGACGACAAAGUGAACAGCUAUAGCCUGUUGAAAAAAAAAAAAAGGAAAACUGGACAUAAUUUUGCCAAGUUGGCGGAAUGGUAGAGGACUUUUGGGAAAGGUUUUUGAACGAAUGCGUCUGGAGAGUGGAGAUGCCAACUUUACAGAGAUCUGUGAGAGCCUGAGGCAUCAUCAACAUCUAUCUGGAUCAGCGAUUCAAAGCUGAUUCUCAUCCUGAGCAAGAAGCACAGCAGGCUUUGGCCCACUUCAGAUCUUUCUUAAUCAUCCAGAAGAGGCAGUUGACUUCAAGACAGGGGCGCAAACUGUGCUUGCUCUUUAGCCCUUAUUUGGACAGCGUUUAUGACCAUGAUAUCCAAAGUCUUGAGGACCUGUCCAUUUUCACUCCAGCUCCUCCCUCUCCUGUUGCUGUUGCGGCUGGGUGGUCUCAGCGCUGCACCCUCUGGCCCAGAGUCAGACACCUGCUCCACACUGGUCCAGAACCGCUUCUUUGGCUUCUUCUUUUCCUCGUUUGCCUUUCCCAAUGCUCCUUGUUCCUGGACAUUGCAGAAUCCAGACCCAAGGCGCUACACCAUUUUCAUCAAAGUCACCAAGCCUACAGAAGACUGUGUGCCCCGGCAGCACCGCACCUUCCAAUACGACUCCUUCCUGGAGACCACACGUACCUACCUGGGCAUGGAAAGCUUUGAUGAAGUAACGAAACUGUGCGAUGCCUCCACCCACAUGGCCUUUUUGGAAGCAGGGAAGCAAUUCUUGCAGAUACGGAAAGGACCGGCAAGAGGGGGUUCAGGUCAAGAAGAGGGGAAUGGGGAGUUUAAGGUGGAGUACUUGGUGGUGGGCAAGCGGAACCCCAGCAUGGCAGCCUGCCAGAUGCUGUGCCAGUGGUUGGAGGACUGCUUGACUUACAGCACUUCCAACCGGCCCUGCGGCAUCAUGCAGAUUCCCUGCCAGUGCAGGAACGCUCCACUGCAUGACAAAGAGGGUAAUGGAUGCUACAGAGAUGGAGUCUACCUAGAGAACUGUUUUCCCACUGUGAAAGGAGCACCAUCUGACACAGAUACCAGUGGAGGCUGGAGUAGCUGGAGGAACUGGGGAGAAUGUAGCAGUGAGUGUGGGGGUGGUGUUCAGACACGCACACGUGUGUGUCAGUCAUCUCCGGAGGAGGCGUACCUGUGUGCCGGAGUGCUGGAAGAGGGCCGUCCUUGUAACCCUCAACCCUGCAUUGGCUACAGCCAGUACUCAUCUAAAGCGAAGGUUUUAAGCACACUGAAAUAUACUGGGCUGGAGGACACCAAAUUUGGCAAAGGCCGAUACAGCUCUCGUAGCCAAUCUCUGCGAUCGGCGGACAGCCGCAAACGAGAGGAUGUGGACAAGAGCCGUGCUGGACAGCAGUCUCCUCAGACAGACUCUCCUGUGGGUGAGGAGUGGUCCCCGUGGAGUGUAUGCUCAGCUACGUGUGGCGAAGGCUGGCAGAGUCGCACACGCUUCUGUGUUUCAGCCUCGUACAGCACGCAGUGCAGCGGGCCACUGCGUGAGCAGAGACCCUGCAACAACACCGCCGUGUGCCCAGCCGCUCUGAUUGCAGUGCACGGUGCGUGGGAUGAGUGGUCUCCAUGGAGCCUGUGUUCUUCUACCUGUGGCCGUGGAUAUAGGGACCGCACACGCACUUGCAAGCCACCGCAGUUCGGAGGUGAUGAGUGCGUGGGCCCAGAGAAACAGACCAAAUUCUGCAACAUCGCCGUCUGCCCAGUGGAUGGCGUGUGGAAUGAGUGGUCCAGUUGGAGUUCUUGCUCAGUUUCAUGUGCGAAUGGGACCAUGCAGCGCACACGUGAGUGUAAUGGCCCGUCAUACGGCGGCUCAGAAUGCCAGGGUGAGUGGCUGCAGAUGCGUGACUGCUUCCUCAGGGAGUGCCCUGUGGAUGGACAAUGGCAGCAGUGGAGUUCCUGGUCGAGCUGUACCAAGACGUGUGGUGGUGGGAGCCAGCAGAGGCAGAGAGUGUGCUAUGGACCCUUCUUUGCCGGGGAGCCAUGCCCAGGAGACCACAUGGAAAUACAGCGUUGCAAUGAGAAGAGAUGCCCAGAACCCCAUGAGAUUUGUGAUGAGGAGAACUUCUCAAAUGUAGUGUGGAAGAGAACUCCUGCUGGAGAUACAGCAGCUGUACGUUGCCCACCAAAUGCUGCUGGCACCAUAUUUCGUCGCUGCUCUCUGGAUGAAGAGGGAAUUGCCUACUGGGAAAACCCCUCUUAUAUGAAGUGCAUCUCUAACGACUACCGCAGCAUCCAAACACUGACCCGUGACCACCUGUCAAAGGCACAGAGAGGGCUUGUGGGAGAUGGAGUUUCAGAGGUUAUGAACAAGCUGAAGGUGACUUCCAGUGAGGGGACCAGCUACAGUGGAGACUUGCUGGCUAUAAUCGACAUCCUGAAGAACAUGACAGAGAUAUUUAGGAGGUCCUACUACAGCCCCAGCAGUGCUGACAUGAGGAACUUUGUUCAGUCAGUUAGUAACCUGCUGAUGGAUGAAAACAGAGAGAGAUGGGAAGAAGCACAGCUGUUAGGUCCUAACAUUAAGGAGCUCUUUCGUCUGGUGGAGGAUUUUGUUGACGUCAUCAGCCUCCGUAUGAAGGACUUUCAAGAUAACUAUGAGGUCACAGACAACCUUGUGUUGAGCCUUCAUAAGCGACCUGUUGCAGGCACUGCAGAUAUUAGCUUUCCAAAAAAGGGCUGGAUGGGCAUGGAGGACUGGGCUCGAAACUCUGAGGACAAGGUCACCAUCUCAAAGAGCAUUGUCUCUUCUGGUAACCCAGCUGAAGAUGAGGCUUCAGCGUUUGUAACUGGCAUUGUCCUCUAUCGAAACCUUGGCAGUAUCCUGUCUCUUCAGAGAAACAGCACUGUGUUGAACUCCAAGGUGAUCUCUGUGACAAUCAAACCCACUCCCAUUUCUCUCUCUGCCCCAGUGGAGAUAGAAUUCUCACACCUUUACAACGGCACGACCAACCAAACAUGCAUUUCCUGGGAUGAGAGUGACAGCUCGUCGCCGCUGGGCUCGUGGUCGGCGCGCGCCUGCAGAGCUGUGCCCGUGCACGCCUUCAGGACCAAGUGCGUGUGCGAGCGCCUCUCCGCCUUCGCCAUUUUGGCCCGCCUGAGUCCCGACGCGAGCAUGGAUCCAUCCAAGAGCCAGCUUCCGUCCGUGACGCUGAUUGUGGGCUGUGGGGUCUCCUCGCUCACGCUCCUGCUACUCAUCAUCAUCUACGUCUCUGUGUGGAGGUACAUCCGCUCCGAACGCUCCGUCAUUCUCAUCAACUUCUGCCUGUCCAUCAUCUCCUCUAAUGCGCUAAUCCUCAUUGGUCAGACUCAGACACGAAACAAGGUUGUUUGUACUCUUGUGGCUGCUUUUCUACACUUCUUCUUUCUCUCCUCCUUCUGUUGGGUUCUGACGGAGGCCUGGCAGUCUUAUAUGGCUGUGACCGGCCGUUUGAGAAACCGCAUCAUACGCAAACGCUUCCUCUGCCUGGGAUGGGGCUUACCUGCUCUUGUUGUGGCCAUCUCUGUCGGCUUUACUAAGGCUAAAGGAUAUGGUACAGUUAACUACUGCUGGUUGUCUCUGGAAGGAGGGCUCUUGUACGCAUUUGUGGGACCAGCUGCAGCUGUAGUCUUGGUUAACAUGGUUAUCGGGAUUCUGGUUUUUAACAAACUGGUGUCCAAAGACGGCAUUACUGAUAUGAAACUGAAGGAAAGGGCAGGUCAGAUGACAGUGCCACUGUACAAUAUGACGCUCAAAUGUGCCAAGUGCGGAGUAAUCUCGUCGGCCGACCUUUCCACCACAGCUACCAGUAACGCCAUGGCAUCUCUGUGGAGCUCAUGUGUGGUUCUACCACUGUUAGCGCUCACCUGGAUGUCUGCGGUGUUGGCCAUUACUGACCGCCGCUCAGCUCUCUUCCAGAUCCUCUUCGCCAUCUUCGAUUCCCUUGAGGGCUUUGUCAUUGUGAUGGUGCACUGUAUCCUGCGCAGAGAGGUUCAAGAAGCAGUGAAGUGUCGAGUUGUUGACCGCCAAGAAGACGGAAAUGGCGACUCGGGUGGAUCCUUCCAGAACGGUCACGCGCAGCUCAUGACUGACUUUGAGAAGGACGUUGACAUUGCUUGCAGAUCAGGUCCUGGUAAGCGCUCUUCCCUGCAGGGUGAGGAGAAGUUGACCUCUCAGCAGCUCACAGUACAGAAAGGCUCUAACUUCAACACGAUGCCUGCCAGCAUGGCCAAAGUGCACCUGCAGAACGUCGCAGAAUAUGGCAGCCACACGCUCACUCUGCGCCGUGAUAAAGGAGCUACGGCGGGCAUCAGCACUGAGCUGCCUGGUGCCAAGGCCAUCUACGUAUGUGAUGGAGAGCUUUUCAAACAACUGGAAGGGGACAAUGUGGGGUCUGAGGGAGGUGGAGUGACACAAGGCUACAACAACAAUACCAUCACUGCCACCACCCUCAGGACGACCAAGCCAACCAAAGAGGACUCCAAGUACAACAUCAGCAUCGAGCAUGUGCCACAGACCAGACUCAUCCAUCUGAGCAACACAGCUAGCACAGAGCCUGUGCCAGGAUAUGGGCUAAAGAGUUUUCCUGCUGAUCGAGUGAAUGUGCCAUGCUCAGACAAGGACUCCCCCUUGCAGAACAUCUCCAGCGAGUCACACAGGACUAACAGCGCUUUAGAGCCAGUGGACUCAGGGAAUUCAGGCAUGAUGACGAAGAGCGAGACCAUCUCUACACUGUCCAUGAGCUCCUUAGAGAGACGAAAAUCACGCUACGCAGAGCUGGAUUUUGAGAAGAUCAUGCACACGAGAAAACGCCACCAGGACAUGUUCCAGGACCUGAACAGAAAAUUGCAGCAUGCUGAGAAAGACAGAGAAUCUCCGCCGGUGGACAGCAAGCCUGGGAAGAGGUGGAGCGUAUCAUCUGGAGGCAGUGAUAAGACCAACCUUAGCGAUAAGCAGCAGACGCCCAGCAAGCGCGCAUGGGAGGGCAUCAGGAAGACUCACUCUCCCCCCUCGUGGGUGCGGAAGGAGCUUGAGCCACUACAGGCUUCUCCUCUGGAGCUGCAGGCUGUGGAGUGGGAGAAGACCAGCGCCACCAUCCCACUGGUGGGCCAGGAGAUCAUGGACCUGCAGACGGAAGUCUGAGCAGCCUACAGCUCCACAUAGAGGUGUAGGAAAAAAAACUCCACUGGCAGGGAUAAAGAGAGAGACAUACAGGGAGAGUGAGAUGCGAAAGAGCGAUGAAACAGGGCAAUUUUUCUGGUGUACAAUUUGUUUUAUUUUGAUGCUGGAAUGGCAAUCAUAACACUUGGAAAACAAGUGGCCUGAACAUGUCAUUGUAUAAAUGGCCUGGCAUUGCUCAGACUGUUGAGACUGGGUGAGUGUAGUGUUGGCAUUUUGGGAUGUUUCUAUGGGAACAAAAAAGGGGGGACUGAAAAAGAGAACAUAAAUUCAGGUGGUUGGAAGGAGGAUCCUGAAUGUGUGGCCUUCAGUUUCUUACAUUUUUUUUUUUUUUGCACUCACACACACACACACACACACACACACACACUUAUUUUAGACCAUUAUGGAUAAAGGAUGUUUGGAUUAUUAACCACAGGGAGACUUUUAGCAAAGGUAUCUUGUGAAACAAAAGGUGUGAAAAGCCAGAAAACCUCAUGAGCAGUCCAUAUCCUUAAUCAGUCAUCAUGAAUGUAAUGUUUUAAUUAUUAUUAGUAUUAUUAUUAUUAUUAUUAUUAUUAUUGCUCAUGUGCCACAAAAGAUUCUAUGCUGCUUUGGCUGUGAUGGGUGGCAUGGUGAUAAGGUCUCCAUUACCCAAAUAUAGAGCCCAAAGCCAUCAGAACAUGACUGUUAAUGAGAGGAACAGCUGCCCGUACCCUCCCCACUAUCACAGAAUGAGAGAUAUGACCACACAACCCUCCUCAACUUAAAGCACCCCCUGUCAGUGCCACUCCUAUCUCCAAAUGAACCAGCGAGCCAUCCAACACACGCCAACCAUUCAUGGAUGCUUUAGAAACAUCUGUGCAAGUCUGCGAUUUUACUCCGCAGCAUCUCAUCGAGUGACUCUUAUUCGAUCCUUUUGGUGGACGCUAUUCAGUCCAGAUGUGAAGAGAAAGGACAUGACAUGGUGGAUGAGAACAUAUUACCCAUCUGUGCUGUGCCCAUGGCAUGUAAGCAUGAUGCUCUUCACUUUAUGGUGAUGUCUUGACACGCUUGUCAGAACUCUUAAAAGGUGUCAAUCACCGUAAGCAAGAGAAAGUGAGAUGAAAAUACUCAGAGUAUGUUUUGAAGGUAAGGGGAACGAAUAUACAAUAUAUGUUUAAUGUAUCUUAUAAUUAGAUUUGAAGAGUAUAUGAAUUUGCAGAGAGUUUAUGUGAUGAAAUGAUGACGGUUGCACACAGAGAAAGCACAAGGCUCACUCUUCAGAGUCCUGUUGUAUUGUACAGCAUUGUAAUUAUUUCCAAAAGAGUUCUACACAAUGAAUUUUAGCCUAUAAAUAUCUUUCUUACUGUGCUUGGGGAAUAUUGUUAUUCUUAUUAUAAAAAUCAUUGCGAAAUCCCCAAAUCUUGUCAGGUUACUGGACUAUAUGAGUGUUCUGUAACUUUAUGUAACAGUGUGUGUUUUAAUAUCACUGACUGUCACUCAAGAAGAUCUGUACUUGUCUGAACUUCCUGUUCCCACCAUCUCCUCCCCACUCUCUCUUUUUUAGUUCACUGGGUCUUUUUUGUUAAUGUACAGUUUUCAGAGCACAAGAUGAAUGUGUCAUAUUUCUAAUAAAAUGUCUAUAUAAUCGUU
This is a messenger RNA of Pangasianodon hypophthalmus (striped catfish), 7162 nucleotides long. RefSeq names its product adhesion G protein-coupled receptor B1a (gene adgrb1a). NCBI's taxonomy places the organism in Eukaryota, Metazoa, Chordata, Actinopteri, Siluriformes, Pangasiidae. Gene Ontology annotation, molecular function: G protein-coupled receptor activity. The coding region runs from base 689 to 5512 and encodes 1607 amino acids. The record is from RefSeq and is a predicted model, not a curated record. Gene Ontology annotation, cellular component: plasma membrane; postsynaptic density; dendrite. The transcript is spliced from 32 exons. Gene Ontology annotation, biological process: adenylate cyclase-activating G protein-coupled receptor signaling pathway; cell surface receptor signaling pathway; engulfment of apoptotic cell.